Molecule: messenger RNA, 2809 nt
Organism: Larimichthys crocea (large yellow croaker)
Lineage: Eukaryota; Metazoa; Chordata; Actinopteri; Sciaenidae
Gene: drd2l
Product: dopamine receptor D2 like
Exons: 8
Coding region: 619-2100 (493 amino acids)
Biological process (GO): negative regulation of voltage-gated calcium channel activity; phospholipase C-activating dopamine receptor signaling pathway; regulation of dopamine secretion
Cellular component (GO): plasma membrane; glutamatergic synapse; presynaptic membrane
Molecular function (GO): G protein-coupled receptor activity; dopamine neurotransmitter receptor activity, coupled via Gi/Go
Source: RefSeq, a predicted model, not a curated record
GACUCUCCUCCAGAAAGUAAAGAGAUGAACUCUCUCCCUUUAACGCAUGCGUAAAAUAAGCGCGUCUUUGGCUCCUCGGCCAAUAGCAUUGAAAUAUUUCUGCCGCUGGAGCAGCUCUGCCUUGGUGAAAUAGGUUAUAAACAACCGAAACUCUGCGAGCAUCCCCCUUUCUCUCCCGUUUCUCUCUACUACUACUACCUCCAGCCUCCUCAUCCUCCUCAUCCUCCUCCUGCGCGGCUGCGCCCGUCGACGCGCAGAUGUGAGGAGCCGGGAUUAAAUGAGUGUCUGUGUGAGUUUAUGUGCCGACCGAUGACACAUUUACAGCGAUGUGGCGCGGACCAUACUCCGACAGACUGACUCUAGGUCAAGGUGAGAGUUUAUCGGUCGUAAAUUGACAGACUUGGAUGCUGCAGCCUGACAACCAAUUUGUGUUCCUGAGAGGAGAGCGGACCUGGAUGCGAGCGGCUCUGCUGGCAGUGGAUUCAGAAGCCAAUCUUUGCUGGACCUGUCGUGAAUCGCCGAUUCGAGUGCACAGCAGGCCAUGAAGGGUCAUUAUUUUUCCCUUCCUCUUUUUGUGUCAUCAAUUCUCAGCCUGACCAUGUCCACUGGAGCAAGAUCAUGACUUUACUCAACGAGUCAGACGAGACCUCCCCUCCCUCCUUCCCUCCCUCCUCCCUCGAGCACAAUUUAUCCGUCUUUUCCACCCAUGACCCUUCAUACUCCCCCAUAUCCUUCCCCACCUCCUCCUCCUUCUCGCCGACGUCCUCUAACUGCACCAGCUCUCUGCCGGCCUCCUCUCCUCCGUACAACUUCUACGCCGUGCUGCUGGUGCUCCUGAUCUUCUGCGUAGUGUUCGGUAACGUGCUGGUGUGCGUGGCGGUGUCGCGGGAGCGCGCUCUGCAGACCACAACUAACUACCUCAUCGUUUCUCUGGCUGUGUCUGAUCUGCUGCUGGCCACACUGGUCAUGCCCUGGGCCGUCUACCUGGAGGUGGUGGGAGAAUGGCGCUUCAGCCUCAUCCACUGCGACAUCCUGCUCACCCUGGACGUCAUGAUGUGCACCGCCAGUAUCCUCAACCUCUGCGCCAUCAGCAUCGACAGAUACACAGCAGUGGCCAUGCCGAUGCUCUACAACACCAGAUACAGUUCCAGGAGGAGGGUGGCGGUGAUGAUUGCUGUGGUGUGGUUCCUGUCUUUUGCCAUUUCCUGCCCCUUGCUGUUUGGACUCAACAACACUGCCAGCCGCAAAGGCACCACAUGUAGCUUUGCUGAUCCUGCCUUUGUCGUGUACUCAUCGGUGGCCUCCUUCUACGUUCCCUUCAUCGUAACUUUACUGGUGUAUGCGCAGAUCUGCGUGGUGCUGCGCAGACGAGGCAGGCGCACCGCCCCGCCGCGCAGGCACGGCCCGCACAAUGCACAAGGCGGGGCUGAAGCAGGAGAAGGUCAUCGACACAGGAAGAAUAAGUGUACACAACCAGAGGAUGUGAAGUUGUGUACUCUGAUCCUGAGGCCUGCCACCGCUGGUCCGCAGCGUAAGAAAGUAACCCUGGUAAAGGAGGCAGUGGUUCACCCCCUUGAAGUGGAGCCAGGUGAGUUCCUACCACAGACCAGAGAGCAGAGCCUGGUGCCUCCUCCCCUUGCUCCACAAACCUCCCCCCACUCUGGACGGGCCAGGAUCUCCCUUGCCAUCUCAGUUGGACCUGCCCCGGUUCUACCCUCAACCGUGACACGAUCGGCCCUGACGCCUCGCCCCCCCACUCUCGAGGAUGGCAUGAGGGGCCGAGAGGGAUGGAGGGAGCGCAGCGGAGGCAGAGAGAGAUGGGGGCUCACCAAGGAGAGGGUGAGAGGGAGGCUGUCACAGCAGAAGGAGCGGAAGGCGACACAGAUGCUCGCCAUUGUGCUCGGUGUGUUCAUUAUUUGCUGGCUGCCUUUCUUCCUGACACACGUGUUGAAGGCCCACUGCAGGAGCUGCUGUAUCUCGCCCACACUGUACAGCGCUGUCACCUGGCUUGGAUACCUCAACAGCGCCGUCAACCCUGUCAUCUACACUACUUUCAACAUCGAGUUUCGCAAAGCCUUCAUCAAGAUCCUGCACUGCUGAGAACCGGAGAGAUGAGAAGUGUCAAAAAAAAAAAAGCCUGAUGUUUGGUUUUUGCAAGGUGAGAGGGAUGGAAAGAGGAAAGAUAAAGGAAACCGAGGCUUCUUCUGAUACACAGGAACAGACAUCGUAGAUUGGCCAACUGAUGAGUUAAGUGAUACAAACUUCCUGGGGAAAUUAAACGUGAGACAAAUGUAACCAGCAGCUCAGACUAAGACUGAAGAAAGGUAGAAAACAUGGCACGCAGUGGGCAUGAAAGAAGAAACACAAAAAGGCUGGAGAUGGGACAUGCACUGUGUUGUGUACAUACAGUCUGUUGGAUAGACUCUCUGAAUGACCGUUUUACCAAUGUUUGAUUUGUGUCAGACGUUCUCUUGUAUUUUCUUCUAAGCUUGAGAAACAGCAUCUUGUUAUAUGUGUUCAUCUUUCUCAGAGGACUGCGAGAAGUCAAGGCUAAGAAAAAGAAGGAAAAAAAAGUAUAUAAGAGUUUUACGAGUCCAUCACAAAACCUUUGUCAUUUUACUUUUGUGUCCAAGGCUCAAUCGUUGUUCACAGUUUUCAAGAACUCACUGUUACAUCAUGGCAGAAUUAUUGAUUUGGUGAUUGGGGAGCUUACAUCUAAUAUUUGUAAAUGUUUGCCAGUGUGCAUGUAAAUGCAUUUUAGUGUUGUAAAUAAUCAUUUUACUGGUUUAGAAGGGGGAUCACAAGUAUU